CAAGCAUAAGUUGAGAAGAACUUUCCUGCUACAUAAACCUACCAUUUGGGGUUUAUAUAAAGUACCUUUCUUGGAGAAGAGAAAGAGCAGCUCUAACUACAGUUUCAACCUUACCUUUCUUUCACAAUUGCAAACAACAGGAGAAAAAAGCAAGAAAAAUGGAGGGAAUUAAGGGAGUACUGAUGAUGGUUUGUUUGGCAUCGGGAAUUCUAGUAGGGCAGUCCACCGCUUCUUUCCAAAGCUGCUAUAUGGGUUGCUUCGUUUUGUGUGUUAUUACAACGGAAAACACAGUUUUCUCUUGCUCUGUCAAGUGCCUCAAGGAUUGUAUUAUUCCAAGCUCUACUGAUUUGGCAAGUCUCAACAAAGACGACACCCAAUACUUCUGCAAGCUUGGUUGUGCUGUCUCCUUGUGCGCAAAUCUCAGCUCCAAAGAAAAUCCUGGUGUACAAAAGGUUGGAAGAUGUGUAGAUUCUUGCUCAGAGACAUGUGCCAAGACGAACUGAUUUCUUCACCAUAUAUGCUUUUAAGAUAUGAUGUUCAGUUUGAGAUAUUGUUAUAAUUAGCCAAAUGAUUGAAUCGUAAUGAAUAAAGUCUGAUAAAUUAAUGUUUGGGUUAAUGGU
This is a messenger RNA of Durio zibethinus, 620 nucleotides long. The record is from RefSeq and is a predicted model, not a curated record. NCBI's taxonomy places the organism in Eukaryota, Viridiplantae, Streptophyta, Magnoliopsida, Malvales, Malvaceae.